Crotalus tigris (Tiger rattlesnake) is the source of this 4601-nucleotide messenger RNA. It is a transcript of the gene GMPR, whose product is annotated as guanosine monophosphate reductase. Gene Ontology annotation, molecular function: GMP reductase activity. Gene Ontology annotation, cellular component: GMP reductase complex. Bases 502 to 1455 code for a protein of 317 amino acids. The transcript has 10 exons. The record is from RefSeq and is a predicted model, not a curated record. Lineage: Eukaryota; Metazoa; Chordata; Lepidosauria; Squamata; Viperidae. Gene Ontology annotation, biological process: nucleotide metabolic process.
AGAGCUGCAGUGCCGACCCGGGAGAGGCAAAGCGAGGUCGGGCGAGGGGCCGCCGGCGGAGAGCGAGGCCCCAGUCUGACCCGCCUCGCGGCCAUGUGCAUUCCGUGCCAGCCCGCUCCUAAUAAAGCGAUGGGGCCGGUACGCUGCCUCCCGCUUCUUCACGCCCUAUAAAUAUUCAGCCGGCCCCGAACACCAGCUCGGGUGGCUUGUGGGCUGCCUGACCCUGGCUCAGAAGAACAGCCGCCGCCACCGCGGGAAAACCUGAGGCAGCUUGAGCGCCCGUCCUCCUAGACGAGCCGGCGAGAUGCCCCGAGUAGAUGCAGAUCUCAAACUGGACUUUAAAGAUGUCUUGCUCAGACCUAAGCGGAGCAGCCUCCGAAGCAGAGCAGAGCACCUCUGUUUUGUGGAAAUGAAAAAAGGAAGGGGAUGGUGGUGAAUGAAAAUGCAGGAUGGGCCUCUUUCUAUUAUGCAGAUUACCGCGAUAUCUUUAGUUGAAACCAAAUGGUAGAUCUUACUCGUACUUUCUUCUUUCGUAACUCCAAGCAAACCUAUACAGGCAUCCCCGUUAUUGUAUCAAAUAUGGACACUGUUGGUACUUUUGAAAUGGCACAAGUUAUGGCUAAAUACACCAUGUUUACUGCAAUACACAAACAUUACUCUCUAGAACAGUGGAAGCUGUUUGCAAGUGAUCACCCAGAAUGCAUAGAGCACAUAGCAGUGAGCUCAGGCAGUGGGCUGGCUGAUUUCGAGAAGCUGAUAAACAUCAUCGAGGCCAUCCCCCUUGUCAAGUACAUCUGCCUGGAUGUGGCCAAUGGUUACUCAGAACACUUUGUGGAAUUUGUGAAAGCUGUUCAUGUCCGGUUCCCAAAGCACACUAUUAUGGCAGGCAACGUAGUAACGGGAGAGAUGGUGGAAGAACUUCUUCUGUCUGGAGCAGACAUUAUUAAAGUAGGAAUUGGACCAGGUUCUGUGUGCACUACUCGGAUAAAAACUGGGGUUGGCUAUCCUCAGCUCAGCGCAGUAAUUGAAUGUGCAGAUUCCGCUCAUGGACUGCAAGGACAUAUCAUUUCUGAUGGAGGAUGCAGCUGUCCAGGAGAUGUGGCCAAAGCUUUUGGAGCUGGUGCUGAUUUUGUGAUGCUGGGGGGCAUGUUUGCAGGACAUGACCAAAGUGCUGGAGAUAUUGUAGAAAAAAAUGGUAAAAAAGUGAAGCUUUUCUAUGGAAUGAGCUCUGACACUGCUAUGAAGAAGCACGCAGGUGGUGUUGCAGAUUACAGAGCUUCAGAGGGCAAAACGGUGGAAGUACCCUACAAAGGAGAUGUAGAAAAUACCAUCCGUGACAUCCUGGGUGGUCUCCGUUCUGCUUGUACCUACGUGGGAGCUGCCAAACUCAAAGAGCUUAGUCGAAGGGCAACCUUUAUUCGGGUAACUCAGCAGCACAACACAAUAUUUUCUUAGCCAAAGAAGAAAACCCCGGGCCUUUGGAGAUGUGAAAUUUGCUAUGUUCUGUUUCUCCUCCACUUCUUUUAUUUAUUUUGCAGGAUGGGGAGGUGAUUAUAUUCCCAAUUAGGAAAGAAGCAGGUUGCUUAAUACCAUUGAUUGUUGUAGUAGUGGUUGGAGUCGGGCCUAGUGAGAACAAGCCAUAAACCGCUUCUGGGUCCAUGGUUAUGGUUUUGUCCAGAAUUGUUCAGUGGUCUUCUUUUUAUAUCCUUGUCUAUUUAAGUAAGAAAUCUAGAUCGAGCUUUCAGAACAACUGAUCAGAGGGACUUAGAUGUCCAUUCAUAAAGUAUUUGUCCCUUGGAUCUGCCAUUACUAAAAAAAGCAAAGCCAUUCGGGAUUUUAUAUUUAACGUUUCAACUGCUCCUGCAAUGUGUGGUGAAAGUCAGAAGAACAGGAAAAUAACUGUGAAGCCCAGAAAGCCCUCACUGCAUGGAUACUGCUCCAGCAUGCCACCUUGGAAUAGCACUUACAGAAUUAAAAAAAAAAAACUGUCUUAUUUUUACAGAGGCAUCAAGUGUUCAGUUUUUAACGUGUGCUGAUUAUUAUAAAGUUCUUAAAAUGGUUGAUCAAAUAGUUACACUCCCUUUAUUGUAGUGCUUUGUUAGGAGAUGCUCCCUUGUUCCUUCAUUGCAAAUGGAGAUGCUCCCUUGUUCAUUCAUCUCCGUUUUAAAGAUGAAAGAGAUAAGCUAAUGAUGAUUAACUAUUUUUUUUUCUCCAAUGACUUUGGGAAAAGACAGAGAAGGUACUGCAGUUCCACACCUGACCCUACUGUGCAGAGCAUAGAGCUUGAAAAAAAGACAUGCUAAGUUAAUAAAUAGCAGAGACAUGUUUUGGUUGUGCAAGAUCUAGAUCUCGUUUUCCAUAUCACUAUUGUAAUACGCACAACCAAUUCAUUAUGUAACAAUUGUUUCAUAAUUUUAGGAGGCAGUUUUUAUGUGAAACUUGAUAAAUGAUAUGCAGAGGAGAUUCACUGUAACACUCGUGAAGCUGCAUAUCUGCAAUGUAGGUUUACUGCAAGUAAAGUUCCUUAUUUUUUCAAUUACCGUAUAGUUUCUUACUAUAGCAUUGUUUUAUUUUCAAAGUCCAAGUAAAAUUUGAGUAAUUGGUAAUUAAAGAGUAAGGUAUAUGUUUGUGACGCCAGAUUUGGAAGUUUUGAAAUCUUUUUUCUGCCACCUAGUGGUUGUCUCAAUUUUUGCAGCCCAUAUCUGGUAACUUGACACGUUUACAGUGAAACAAAUAACAAAACCAGUCACUGAUUGCUUCUAGACGAAUGAUACAUAAAGCCAUACUAUAAAUAACUGUUCUUUUCCUUUGGGCUGAUUUAUGUAGCAUGUAGAAAUAUUUUUAAAAUUCUUUACUUUUUUUCUACAUUAGAAUUAUAACAUCUGUCUAUGUUGAUUCCAUCAUUUAUCUAUGGUGUCUUUUUAGGUACAGACGCACCAUACAAGAGAAAUGAAAAAUAUAUUUACCUCCCAGGUAGCUAAACAUCUUUCAGAGAUAUGAUUACUGAAUGGCAUUUUAAAAUCAGUUUUCCUGUUAAAUGUGCCUACUUACUCCAUUGUAGGUAGGUACGUAGCCCUUUCCCCUACCAAAAUCAAAACAAAAAACAAAAUCCAGGAGAAUCCAUGCAAAUAGAGGACGCAGCUUGCAUGUCCCAAAAUAACACAAAUGCAGCUGCAUCUGAAAUGUCCAGAUACAUUUUUAAAAUGCAACAUGGAAUUGUAAUGUCAGAAACGACAGCUCGCACUGGCACACAAGAAUGAGAAGCUUGAAUUGGAUACAGGGCAGUUCCAUGAUACAAAACAAGACUCAGAAAGCCCUAUUAUGCUAAAAUUAAAAUUAUUACAUUGGCUACUUAUUUAUUUCCAGGCAAAAUAAAAAAUGAUGGUGACUACCUGUGAAUUAGUAAGUGAUUUAAGUCUAGGUUAUCUAAGCAAAUGUCUUGUCACUUUACAAUCCUUCCAUACAAAGAUGAGCCCUGGAAACCCUGUAUUUGCCACAGUUUUAACAGAUCCUGAUUGUGAGUCAAGCCUGGGAUUAAUGAGAUUGCUGACCUUGAGCAAGGCUUUGGAAACAGAACUUUUUAGUCAGGCUAUUUAAUAGGGUCAACUCUAAUUGUUAUAAUACAUUAUAAGUUUGAGAUCUUUUAUAAUUGUGGCUCUUAGAUGCUCAGUAAAUGACAGAAGAGGGUUAGCUGUAAUAAACAAUAUUUGCCAUAGGCCAGUUCUUAGCACCAGCCACAGAUAGACGGGUUCACAUAGAUCAGUGGUUCUCAACCUGUGGGUUGGGACCCCAUUUGGGGUCGAACAACCAUUUCACGGGGGUUGCCAAACAAGGCUGUCCGCCAUUUUUCCCCCUUUUCUUUGGCCACGCCCCUGGCACCCGUGAUGUAUAAGUGGUUGGGGCUCACCACAACAUGGGGAACUGUAUUAUGGGGUCACGGCAUUAGAAAGGUUGAGAACCACUGACAUAGAUAGAAGGGUUAUAUUGGUAGUUUAAGUGGGACAUUUUUCCUCCUUGGACCAUCUGGCCUCAGUUUCUGAGUACAGGAAGUACAGAAACUGUCUGAAGUCACCAUGGUGCUGAAAAAAGUGACUUCACAAUUAGUCCUUAUGCUUAAUGAUGAUUGCAGCAUCCCCAUGGCCAUGUGACUGCCAUUUGAAACCUUCCCAGUCAGCUUCUGACAAGCAAAGUCAAUGGAGAAGCCAGCAGUGGCUCACAAGUCAGGGUUAUGUGACAUCUUAAUGAUCAUGGAUAAUUUGCUUCACUGCUGCAACUGAGACUGCUGGAAUUGUUGUCAUAAAUUGGCACAUUCAGGUUUCACUUAACAACCGUGACAGAAUUGCUCAUCCCAGUUAGGAUCAUUAAAUGAGGACUACCUGUACUGGAGUAUCUGCACUACACGAAAGGAGAUAACUGCAACCACUUCAGCUCAAACCUUGGAAUUCUGAGUUUUGGAAUUUAUUUGCGAUAAACGCCCUAAAAACAAUGGUCAUUUUUUUUCCUGACUUCCAAAGUUUUCUUCAUGUUCAGCAUAACAGAUUUUCACGAUAUAGCUUGAAAAUGCUAGAGUCAAGCCACUGAAUAAAAUGCUUCCACGUCAA